Ostreobium quekettii is the source of this 675-nucleotide messenger RNA. NCBI's taxonomy places the organism in Eukaryota, Viridiplantae, Chlorophyta, Ulvophyceae, Bryopsidales, Ostreobiaceae. The record is from the annotation of a GenBank genome assembly.
AUUCCUUAUGAAGUUGUGGAAGUCAACCCCCUGACCAAACAAGAAUUGAAAUGGUCGUCCUUCAAGAAGGUCCCUGUUGUCAAGCUCGGGGAAGAGAAGAUGAACGAGAGCAAUUCCAUAAUUGAUGCAAUGGCCGAAAAAGUGGAAGAAUGGAAACGAGAAAAUCAGAAAAAGUCAUCUUGGUUUGGAGGUGCGAAGGUGUCGCCGGCUAGCACAGAGGAGGAAGCGAAAUGGAGAAAAUGGGUGGAUGACCGGCUCAUGAAGAUUAUCACUGCCAACAUUUACAGAUCCUGGGGGGAGUCCUGGAAGACGUUCGACUACAUCACAGACCACGGCAACUUCAACCCCGCCACCCGGCAGGCGGCGAGGCUGUUCGGCACCACCCUCAUGUGGCGCGUUGGCAAGGGCAUGCCCAAGAAGUACAACAUACAGGGCGACCUGCGGGAGGCGCUGUACGAGGCUCUGGACGAGUGGGCGGACGCCGUGGGGGACAGGGACUUCAUGGGCGGCCGGGAGGCCAAUCUGGCGGACCUGGCAGUUUUCGGCGUCAUGAGGUCGAUCGUGGGCACGCCCACCUUUCACGACAUGCUGGCCAAUUCGAAGGUACUGCCGUGGUACCAGAGGAUGAUGGAGCUGGUGGGAGAGUCGUCGAGGACAAACCCAGUGGUCAAGUAG